AUGUUGGCUGUCGCGAGCAUCACUCUCGCCGCCCUGUCGCCGCCGACGAGGCCGAGCGGCCCGCGGCUGUCGCGGCGAGCGGCGUUACCUGCAUUUGCGGCCGCCGCCCUCGCCGGCGCAGCGACGCCCGCGGCGAUCGCGGGCAGCGACGGCGCGCCCAAGCUCUGGCUCUCGGGCAAGAGCGAUCCGCUGCGGCCCACGUCCAAGGACAAGCUCGACGGUACCAAGAAGGACCCAAAGUACCUGUCGUGUCUCAACGACUGCGUGCCGCGCUGCCAGAAGGAUGCGAGCAAGGAUCGCUCGGACUGCUUCGACGAGUGCCAGGACGAGUGCUGCUUCACGUACCAGCAGUGCACCGCCGCCCGGGUUGACGUGCUCUUUACUGGAUUGAUGGGCCCGCUAGCCUUGCGUCAGGCUAGCGGGGUCCCGGCCGCGCCCGACUUUGCGGAGCCGUCGGGCGGGCGGUAG
Messenger RNA from Emiliania huxleyi CCMP1516, 468 nucleotides. RefSeq lists its product as hypothetical. The transcript has 4 exons. NCBI's taxonomy places the organism in Eukaryota, Haptophyta, Isochrysidales, Noelaerhabdaceae. The record is from RefSeq and is a predicted model, not a curated record. The coding region runs from base 1 to 468 and encodes 155 amino acids.